Molecule: messenger RNA, 3146 nt
Organism: Sapajus apella (tufted capuchin)
Lineage: Eukaryota; Metazoa; Chordata; Mammalia; Primates; Cebidae
Gene: FNBP1
Product: formin binding protein 1
Exons: 18
Coding region: 187-2127 (646 amino acids)
Biological process (GO): endocytosis; signal transduction
Molecular function (GO): protein binding
Source: RefSeq, a predicted model, not a curated record
CUGUGGCGCGGCGGGGAGGAGGAGUCGCCGAGAAGACCCCGGGCGAGGAGCUGCGAGCCAGAGGAGGCCGCGCGGGCUCCGGACUUUCCGCGGUCGCGGGGAUCUCGGGGGGCAAGGGGAUCGCCGUGGAAGGGGACCGGAGAGCCGCGCCCGCCGCGCGGAGCGCCCCUUCGCGGCCCCUGCACCAUGAGCUGGGGCACCGAGCUCUGGGAUCAGUUUGACAACUUAGAAAAACACACACAGUGGGGAAUUGAUAUUCUUGAGAAAUAUAUCAAAUUCGUGAAAGAGAGGACAGAGAUUGAACUCAGCUAUGCAAAGCAACUCAGGAAUCUUUCAAAGAAGUACCAACCUAAAAAGAACUCGAAGGAGGAAGAAGAAUACAAGUAUACGUCAUGUAAAGCUUUCAUUUCCACCCUGAAUGAAAUGAAUGAUUAUGCUGGGCAGCAUGAGGUUAUCUCCGAGAACAUGGCGUCACAGAUCAUUGUGGACUUGGCACGCUACGUUCAGGAACUGAAACAGGAGAGGAAAUCGAACUUCCAUGAUGGCCGGAAAGCACAGCAGCACAUCGAGACUUGCUGGAAGCAGCUUGAAUCUAGUAAAAGGCGAUUUGAACGCGAUUGCAAAGAGGCGGACAGGGCACAGCAGUACUUUGAGAAAAUGGACGCUGACAUCAACGUCACAAAAGCAGAUGUUGAAAAGGCCCGACAACAAGCUCAAAUACGUCACCAAAUGGCAGAGGACAGCAAAGCAGAUUACUCAUCCAUUCUCCAGAAAUUCAAUCAUGAGCAGCAUGAAUAUUACCAUACUCACAUCCCCAACAUCUUCCAGAAAAUACAAGAGAUGGAGGAAAGGAGGAUUGUGAGGAUUGGAGACUCCAUGAAGACGUACGCAGAGGUUGAUCGGCAGGUGAUACCCAUCAUUGGGAAGUGCUUGGAUGGAAUAGUAAAAGCAGCCGAGUCCAUCGAUCAGAAAAAUGAUUCACAGCUGGUAAUAGAAGCUUAUAAAUCAGGAUUUGAGCCUCCUGGAGACAUUGAGUUUGAGGAUUACACUCAGCCAAUGAAGCGUACCGUGUCCGAUAACAGCCUUUCAAAUUCCAGAGGAGAAGGCAAACCAGACCUCAAAUUUGGUGGCAAAUCCAAAGGAAAGUUGUGGCCGUUCAUCAAAAAGAAUAAGCUUAUGUCCCUUUUAACAUCCCCCCAUCAGCCUCCCCCUCCCCCUCCUGCCUCUGCCUCACCCUCUGCUGUUCCCAACGGCCCCCAGUCUCCCAAGCAGCAAAAGGAACCCCUCUCCCACCGCUUCAACGAGUUCAUGACCUCCAAACCCAAAAUCCACUGCUUCAGGAGCCUAAAGCGUGGGACUCAGUCUUUCUGUUUUCACAAAGAACUCAUGAAGAGGACAAUAGGGAAACCCACGUAUGCCUUUGAGGCUAGGGACUAUGUUCUUUCUCUCAAGCUGGGUGCGACACCAGAGGAUUUCAGCAACCUCCCACCUGAACAAAGGAGGAAAAAGCUGCAGCAGAAAGUCGAUGAGUUAAAUAAAGAAAUUCAAAAGGAGAUGGAUCAAAGAGAUGCCAUAACAAAAAUGAAAGAUGUCUACCUAAAGAAUCCUCAGAUGGGAGAUCCAGCCAGUUUGGAUCACAAAUUAGCAGAAGUCAGCCAAAAUAUAGAGAAACUGCGACUAGAAACCCAGAAAUUUGAGGCCUGGCUGGCUGAGGUUGAAGGCCGGCUCCCAGCACGCAGUGAGCAGAUGCGCCGGCAGAGCGGACUGUACGACAGCCAGAACACACCCACCGUCAACAACUGCGCCCAGGACCGCGAGAGCAGCCCAGAUGGCAGUUACACAGAGGAGCAGAGUCAGGAGAGUGAGGUGAAGGUGCUGGCCACGGAUUUUGACGACGAAUUUGAUGAUGAGGAGCCCCUCCCUGCCAUAGGGACGUGCAAAGCUCUCUACACGUUUGAAGGUCAGAAUGAAGGAACGAUUUCCGUAGUUGAAGGGGAAACACUGUACGUCAUAGAGGAAGACAAAGGCGACGGCUGGACCCGCAUCCGGAGGAAUGAAGAUGAAGAGGGCUAUGUCCCCACUUCCUAUGUCGAAGUCUAUUUGGACAAAAAUGCCAAAGAUUCCUAGAGGGGAGUGCCAGCAAGCCUCGAGCCUUGGGUGAGCCUUCCUGGAGGAGCCUCCGCCUGCUUGUCCCCACAGGCCUCCAGCGCCCUGCCCUGUGGAUGGCCCACCCCUCCGCAGCCCCAUCCCUGAGGGGCAGCCCCUCUCUACGGCAUGCUCCCUGCCCUCCUGCCCAGCCCAAGCCACCACCUCUUGAGGGGACAAGUCUCGCCAGCGCCGCCACCCCCCCCCCCCCACGGCUCUGGUCAGUCCUCAUUGCUCUCCCUGCCCACCCCACAGGCCACCGAGACAGUGGGACACACAGCUCCUGCCAGCUCCUUCCUGGGCCCUUGGUCCACCUGGGCUCGUCCUGGUGGCCCUUCCGCGCUUCACACAGUGCCUUUUGUGAAAAUGUCAUCACGGGUCCCCUGAGGACACAAGGCAGGUCUGACACACACCAGGCGGACAGAGCGCUAUGAUGUCAUCCGUGUGUCACUGACUGUCUGCUGCAGGAAACACUUCCUCUUCUCCCGGGUCUGUGAAGUCCUCAGUGGUUGUUUUCUGAUUCUAGGCUUGCACCUCAUACUAAACGUUGACUCUUCAUCAUCCCUUCGACCUGAGAGCAUCUGGUGGGCAGGGGGCAGGGGCACACACACACACAGGCACACAUGCACCCUCACUGGUACACACCCGUGCACACACACACACACACACACACACCUUUUGGUUUGGCGCCCUGCCUUCAGUGGCCUGGGAAGGUCCACUCUGGAAGUCGAAUUCCAGCUCUCGGGCCAGCCUUGCCCUCCCCGUCACUUCCCUGUCUCUGAGAACGGCAGAUCAUGCGCUUGUGAGUGAGGCCCUCCCCUCUGCACCGGCUCAUUGCAAAGUGACCAUCGUCUUCUUUCCACGAACCCCAGGAUGAUGAGCAUCUGAGGAGGUUAGCACUUUCUUGGUGUUUUUUGUUUUUAUUUUUGUUUUUUUAAGACAGAGUCUCGCUCUGUUGUCCGGACUGGAGUGCAGUGGCGGGAUCUCGGCUCACUGCAACC